Messenger RNA from Guillardia theta CCMP2712, 573 nucleotides. RefSeq lists its product as hypothetical. The transcript has 4 exons. NCBI's taxonomy places the organism in Eukaryota, Cryptophyceae, Pyrenomonadales, Geminigeraceae. Bases 1 to 573 code for a protein of 190 amino acids. The record is from RefSeq and is a predicted model, not a curated record.
AUGACCUUCAAGGUCAUCCUGGCACCCCGAGACGACCCAUCGUCCCUGCUCAAGAGCAUCAGGACUGUCUUCCAGGACGGAACUUUUGACAAAGAGCUGAGAAAACGAGGAAUCCAGGGUGUCAAAUCUGUCAUCCAGGAAGGGCCCAAAUAUGUCGGGCAAAUCGCCCAGCAGGCUCCAGUGGCCACUGAAAGUACUUGCGGCAAUGGUGCGAUCGAUCCGGGAGAAGCGUGUGACGACGGGAACUCCAAGGACGGGGACGGCUGCUCGGCGAGCUGCAAGAUCGAGACAGGGUUCUUCUGCCAGCAAGCGGCCGGCCAGCGCAGCUCCUGCAAGUCCAUCUGCGGCGACCUCAUCCUUGUGGGCUCAGAGCAGUGCGAGGACGGGAACAGCGUGGCUGGAGACGGCUGUUACAACUGCCAGGUGGAGCCCCACUGGCAGUGUACCAAGAUGUCAAAGUUGACAACCGCCAACGGACUUCCGUUCGGCAGGCUCCAGGUGGUCUUGUACCGCCGAGCCCUCCUGCGGCCUCUACCCGUCCGUCCCCUUUGGUCAGACGUCCCCGUCAAAUGA